GGGAGGGCAACAGGCCCCGGCCCCGCCCACUGGUCGGUAUUGGGACCGGUUCCCCAGUGGGCAGCACCGCAGCACUGCUCGCGGUGCGCCAUGGCCGGGCUGCUGGCUCUGCUUGGCCCGGCGGGAAGAGUGGGCGCCCGGCUGUGGACCCGGACCCCUUGUCUUCCGGGAGCCGCCACCUCCUGUGCUCCACCGCUCUGGGCCUUGGCCUUGUCCCGUCCGGGGCCGGACGCCCGGCUGCUGCGCACGGCCCGCGAAAACUGCCUCAGCCGCCAGGAGCCCAGCAGAAUCACCGAGCCAGGAAGCGGUGGCAACAGCACAGAGAAAAAGCUAAGCAAAUCGCAGCAGCUGAAGAAAGUUUUCCAAGAAUACGGGGCUGUGGGCGUGUCGCUGCACAUUGGGAUCUCACUGGUGUCCUUGGGGAUAUUUUACACAGUUGUUUCCAGUGGUGUAGACAUGUCUGCAAUCCUGCUUAAGCUUGGUUUUAAAGAGUCCCUGGUGCAAUCCAAGAUGGCCGCAGGCACCAGCACGUUCGUGGUGGCCUAUGCCAUCCACAAGCUGUUUGCGCCCGUGAGGAUCAGCAUCACCUUGGUCUCUGUGCCCUUCAUCGUCAGAUACUUCCGCAGAGUGGGACUCUUUAAACCUCCAGUCACCAAGCCUUGAAGCCCGUGGCUUCUAAACUACUUUAGAAGUUAGUUGUUUUCAGGGUGGGUUUCUGGGGGGAGGGGCAGAGGCUAUUAUGGGUUGGUUUUUACUUUUACCAGCAAAAAUCAGAUGGUUUAGUUUACUUUCUUUUUUUUUUUUUUAAUGCUGUUCCUCACAAGACCGUGUGCGUGACUUAAAAUGUUACCAAGGCAUCCAAGUGAGUUGACAGCCAGGCCUGGUGCUGCAGGCCAUUAAACUCAGGAGGCUGAGGCAGGAGGAUCUCACAUUCUGGCCUGCUUGAGCUAGUUUAGGGUCAGCAUAGCAAUUUAGUUAGCAAUUUAGUCAGACUGUCUUGGUCGACAGCGAAGAGGGGAAAUCAAUGGUAGAGUCCUCACCUGACUCACAGGAGGCCUAAAUUCAAUCCCAGAACAAAACAAGACUGCCUACAAAUUGUCCCUUCUAGACCAGUGGGGCAGGAGUCCCGUUUGCCAGCCCCAGAGGCUAGUCUUUUCUCAGGUUCUUAAAAAGCAAUGAUUAAUUUGCUUGCUUUUAAAACUCCCACUCCCCAGAUUUGCACUGGCAGCAGCCCGCAGCUUAAUACGCAACAUUCUGCAGACAGCUGCCAGUGCUGCUACUAAUGAAGCAAAAGUUAACAGUCCAUAAUCACAAUCUACAUUGACAUCAAGCCCUUGACAUUCACAAGAUUUGCUUUGGGGAAAGCAGGCAAGAACUUCUCGUGUGCUUCAUUGACUCCAGAGCAUCUUUGUCUGGAUGUGAUGAGGGUGUUAGUCUGAAAUUUCAUAGAUCCAGGGCAGUAUUGUUUGUAAAAUAUAGGAUCGCUGCUCAAUUGUAAUGUCAUCUUUUGGCUCCUGAUGCCCAUAUUCAGAGGAACUCAGAACACUCACGCAGAAGCUAAAAAGCACCCUAGCUUUCUUGGACAAUCCAUUUAGCUAUCCAAGCGCUGGGAUUAAAGGUGUGUGCCACCGAGCCUGACUGCCACUAGCUAUCUGAAACUUGAGGGCAUUCCAGAGCUGACAUGUUCACCAUGUGCCAAUGAAUGUUUUUAAUUGAAUUAAAUCAUAUGCAUAAAAUAUUUGUACCACAUUCUGAAAAAAAAAAAGAAAAUAAUGCCUGUUCUAACUAUAAAGAAACCAAGAAAAAAAUACAAGCUAGGGAAAAGAGAGAGAUCUUAAUUAGGGUGAUAUUUCUGUGAUGAAACACCAUGACCAAAAUCAGUUUGGGGAGGAAAGGGCUUAUUUCAUUCACAGUACCAUAUAACAGUUCAUCAAAAGCAGUGAGGGCAGGAACCUGGAGGCAGGAGCUGAUGCCUAAGGCCAUGGAGGGGGUUCGGCUUGCUGGCUUGCUCCCCAUGGCUUGCUCAUCCUGCUUUAUUAUAGAAACCCAGGAUCACCAGCCCAGAGGUGGUAGUGGUCUCAGUGGCAGUGGUUUCAACCCCUUUGACAAACCUCUAUCUCGAAAAAUAAUGUACAUUAUGAUUCAAAACAGUAGCAAAUAAAAAUAAUUUUAUGGUUAGUGUCACUACAACACGAAGAACUGUACUAAAAGGUCACAGCAUUAGGAAGGUUGAGAACCACUAGGGUAGAGGGAGGUUAGAAUAGAAAGUCAAGUAGAGAGCCAGACUCAGGCUUCCUCUUCCAGGAAGCCAGGAGCAGUUUGGGCAGGAAUUGGCCUGCUCUAUCACUCAAGCCUCCCCUCUGGGCAGGCUGGCAGAGAACACUUGUUCUAUCAGAUCCAAAGGAAACUCCAUUCCCCAAUGCUGUCCAAGUAUCCAGAAAUAGGUUCACCUGGACUAUAAUUCUAGUCCCAGAAUUCCUCAGAGACUUGUGAAACGGGUUGCCCUCUACCAAAAGGAGUCAUUUCCCUUACCUCUGGCAGAAGGGAAUAUAUGUCCUGUUAACAUAUACUCGUGGCGCCUGGCAGCCUAUUGAAGGGCAUUCUGGUAUCACAAGUACCUGAUAUGCACUACAGAGUAUUCCUAACCCUUCUCAUCUCUACCCUAAACUGGCCCUGGCUCACAGGCUUCCCUUCCCUCAGCUACCAUCUUUAUAACCCAGCUAUUACUAUUCUUGGCUCUUGCUACUCUCACUGUGCUUUCUCUCUUCUGUCCCAUCCUGUUCUCCCCUCUGCGACAGGGAGCCCUGGCCAUGUUCAGCCUACUUCUUUCUCUCCCUCUGCUCUGGAGGCUUAACAGAUGCCUCUAGCUGUUCUCUCCUAUCUACAGUAAAAGCCUUCCCUUCAGCAUACCAUGUCAGUUUAUACAGUUCUCCCCUGGGAGCGAGUGUUUGAACUGUGAAGUCUGCUCAGCUGCAUGGUGGGAAGGAUUGCAAUCAUUUUUCUUGCUCACAAUUCCUUUUAAAUUACUUUGACAAUCAGAAAACAGAAGAAAGAACCGUUUACAGAGAUCUGGCUGACAGUUUCUUAGCCCACAGUUACCCACGUCAUUUGUUAACAUUUAAGAGGGUUUUUUUGAGACAAAUUCUCUGUUCGUGAGAUCUUUAAAGUGCGAUUACAUUCUUAUUUUCCUCAUAAUGCAACCUACUGCCGAAAGCCUUUACUGAUUUUAAAUCAGGAUGGUAUUACAGAAACUAAUUCCAAGGACAUUUUCAUAGCUGAGCAAGAUGCCCUGGGCCAGUGACAGUUGACUGGAUGGGGCCUCUCCAUCUUGCCUGUGUCUAAACAGCCAUGUUAGCUUCUAGCUCUGGAUCCCCAACCCUACUACUCACCCAUUCAGGUUCCUAAGUAACGCCCAUGCAAAGAAUCACAUUGAAAGCAGCAAUAAAACUUUGUACCCACAGCCAUGUAUCUUCCAAACCCACUCCGCUGUCACGCCUGUAGCCAGCAGCCAGAACAUGGGGGAUGAGUCGAGAGACUGAAGCACCAUAUAGAUAGACCUAGCAGCAACAUGCAGAUCUGCUCCUACGAAUUCUCUUUAGCGGAACUGGAUCAAGGAAGCUGUUUUAAGAUGUAAGCCAUUGUUUGCCUCUAGUUUUUUUAAACAGACUGAGUGAGAUUCUGUGAAACAAAUAAACAUCUCUGUAAAAUUA
Meriones unguiculatus (Mongolian gerbil) is the source of this 3710-nucleotide messenger RNA. RefSeq names its product family with sequence similarity 210 member B (gene Mims2). The coding region runs from base 91 to 663 and encodes 190 amino acids. Gene Ontology annotation, cellular component: mitochondrion. The transcript has 3 exons. The record is from RefSeq and is a predicted model, not a curated record. Lineage: Eukaryota; Metazoa; Chordata; Mammalia; Rodentia; Muridae.